AUGGUGGUGAGUUCUGAGUUGACGAAAGAGAAGGUGAAGGAACACUACGGUUGCUCUGAUCUGGAGGGUAUGGAACUGGAUAACGAUAUCAAUGCCCGGCCGGUAGGGCACUGGGUCGGGCGCAUUGCGAAGGACGAAUUGAUGGCAGUGCCAAGAGAAUCUGGUGCCGGCUACUAUACAGCACUGACAAUGUCAACAUUUGAGAGUCUGGGGUACUACAAGGCAAACUGGGGAAUGGAAGAGCCAAUGGGCUGGGGCAAUCGGAGUGGAUGUGACUUUCUCAAAGGAAAUUGCAAGAAGGAUAACAAGCUA
This is a messenger RNA of Trypanosoma theileri, 312 nucleotides long. RefSeq names its product putative surface protease GP63. NCBI's taxonomy places the organism in Eukaryota, Euglenozoa, Kinetoplastea, Trypanosomatida, Trypanosomatidae. The transcript has a single exon. Gene Ontology annotation, cellular component: membrane; cytoplasm. Gene Ontology annotation, molecular function: metalloendopeptidase activity. The annotation marks the transcript as partial. Gene Ontology annotation, biological process: cell adhesion; proteolysis. The record is from RefSeq and is a predicted model, not a curated record.